AUGUCCAAUAAUAAAGAUAAUCCAAAUGACAUUGAUGCUUCAUCAUUUGCCAGUAUUCUAGCUGGUGUACAGAAAAUGAGAGAGGAUGCUGGAAGUAUACCAUCACAUGAACCAGCUCCCAAAGAAGCCAAUGUUGAUCCCCAACCAAACGCGUCAUCAUCGUUAAAUACAAUUCAACAACCACCAACUCACAAAAACGUCACAAAUGACAGGUAUCAAAGAGCAACGCUAGAUCAAUCAACUGCAAAACCUGUUUCUCCCAAAAAGAGCAAUAAUAGUGUGAAGCCCAGUACGAAGCGAUUGCAAACUACUGGACCAAGUGAUAUUCUAGUUGCCCCGUCUCAAGAGCGCAAUCCAUUACUAUCCUUAUCGAAAAUGCAAGUAACCUCCUGGUCAUUUGACAAGUCUAUUCUAUCCGAUUACUAUAUCAAUCCCAAGUUCCAGAUUUUAUUUUUAUCGUUGAGGUACCAUAAGCUUCAUCCAGAAUAUAUUUGGAAUCGAUGGAAAAAGUUAAAUCAAGGUUCGUCGACUGUUCACACAAGAGGUGACGAUGUAUUAAGGGUGUUGCUAGUUUUUGUAGAUAUCGAUUCCCAUCAAGAAUUAUUGCGUAAGCUACUGGAUUUUUGCAUUAAACAUGAUUUAUCGUUGGUUUUAGCAUGGUCAUACGAAGAGGCCGGUAACUACAUUGCAUUGUGUAAACAACUAGAUAAUGCGCCUACCAAGGCCAGGAAAAUUAUUGAAGGUACUAAAGGAACGGACUACAACUCAAGUGUGGUAGAAGCUUUUACUGGUAUUAAACUGGUCAAUAAAACCGAUGUCUCAAAUCUACUAGCAAAUUGCAAGUCUGUGAAAGAAAUUAUACUUCAAAGCUGUCAGAAUGAUAAUGAUGAUGGCAUAGGUCUUUCCAGUAUUCCUGGGUUGGGAACUAGAAAAUUGGCAAACCUUAAGAAUGUAUUUCUGGAGCCUUUUAUUUCAAAUAAAAAUUAUGAUACAUGA
This is a messenger RNA of Candida dubliniensis CD36, 996 nucleotides long. It is a transcript of the gene RAD10, whose product is annotated as Rad10p. Lineage: Eukaryota; Fungi; Ascomycota; Pichiomycetes; Serinales; Debaryomycetaceae. Gene Ontology annotation, molecular function: damaged DNA binding; single-stranded DNA binding. Gene Ontology annotation, biological process: UV-damage excision repair; nucleotide-excision repair; meiotic mismatch repair. The record is from RefSeq and is a predicted model, not a curated record. Bases 1 to 996 code for a protein of 331 amino acids. Gene Ontology annotation, cellular component: nucleotide-excision repair factor 1 complex; nucleus; ERCC4-ERCC1 complex. The transcript has a single exon.